CCCUUAAAUCCCUUUUAAAUGAAACGUCUGUGAAUCCACGUAAUAUACAAAAACAAGAAAACCAUAGUGCUUUCCGGGGCAUAUAAAAACCACCUUUUUUUUUUUUUCUCUUUCUCUUUCUAUUGCUUCAGCUUUAUAUAUAUUUAUCUUCUCCAAUUUCUGGUUUGUAUGAGUUUACAUGUUGGUUUGGAUUACCAACCAUAACCAACGUGCCUAAGGCUCUCAGAUACUCUUCACUCACCAUCUUCGAACAACCCAUUGCAAACAACCAUUGCACUUUUUCUUGUUCUUGCCUCUAACUUUUUUAUUUUGUAAAAGAAGUAGGGUUUUUGCCUUUGGAUAAUCUUGCUCUUGGGUUUUCUUUUUUGGUUAUUGUUGGAGAAAUGGGUAGUGCAGAGAAAAGUUUGAGGAAUUUUCAUUUACACCUACCACACCUUCAUCAUCAUCAUCAUGGGAAGAAACAUGCAAGGGAUGUACCAAAAGGGUGUUUGGCCAUCAAGGUUGGAUCACUAGGGGAGGAGCAACAGAGAUUUGUGGUGCCUGUUAUGUACUUUAAUCACCCGUUGUUCAUGCAGCUGUUGAAAGAAGCUGAGGAAGAGUACGGGUUCGAUCAGAAGGGUAUGAUCACCAUCCCUUGUCAUGUAGAGGAGUUUAGGAAUGUCCGGGGCUUGAUUGAUAGGGAAAAGUCGCUUCAUCAUCACCAUCAUAUCGGAUGUUUUAGGGUUUGAAUUCUUGUUAUUAACCAAUCAAAAGACCAAAAAAGAAAAAAAUGAGUUAUGGUUUUGUAAGUGCCAAACAAGGGCGGCCUAAAACCAUGAAGAACAAGAUUUGAUUGUUAAUUAGUAGUAUAAUCUUUUUUCUUGAAUUUGUAAAUUCGGGUGUGCUUUCUUUUUGAGUUUGUUUUCUUGCUUUUUCCUGUUUGUUGGUAGACCUUAGACGGUUGGUUGAAGAGGAUGAUGAUAAAAGAUGAUGCGAUAAUGACGACAAUUGUUGCUUGCAAUUGUAGCGACUUGGUUAUUUUGUUAGGAAUCGUAACGGGAAAGAAGUAAAUGCCUUUUUUCCUUAAUUUCCUUUCUUUUCAAUCUUAAAGAGGAAUAUAUUGAAGAAUUGAAUGGCGUUUGGCAUCUUUAGAAUAGACAAGGGCUCUUGGUAGGGUCAUUGCUCUUGCUUUAAGUCUGAAAUAUUGGGCACGAUAACUGUGGAAAUCAAUCUCAUUAAUCUCGGAAUUAGUUAAUCUUGGAAUUAAUUUCUAAAUAUUUU
Durio zibethinus is the source of this 1260-nucleotide messenger RNA. Lineage: Eukaryota; Viridiplantae; Streptophyta; Magnoliopsida; Malvales; Malvaceae. The record is from RefSeq and is a predicted model, not a curated record.